GUGCCACAUCUCCCAUGAGCUUUACCCAAGACUACAGUGGAUCUGCAUUGAAUGGAGCAGCAAAAGAAGAGGGAGCAACAGCAGGAGACAAUGAAGAUGAAAACUGCUGUAUAUGCUUGGACACAUUUAAGAAUAAGAAACAGCUAAAGUGUAAACAUGAAUUUUGUGAGGAUUGCCUGUCAAAGUCAGUGGAAACCAUGGGACCCAUCUGUCCUCUCUGCAAAUAUGUAUUUGGUAGGAUACAGGGAUUCCAGCCUGAUGGAAAAAUGACAUGGAAGACAAAGCGCACUUCUCUCCCUGGAUUCCCAGGCUGCGGCACUAUAGUCAUCAACUAUGAUAUGCAAGGUGGAAGACAAGCGGCAAGGCAUCCCAACCCUAGUAAGAGAUAUUCUGGUAUUAACAGAGACGCAUAUCUUCCAAACAAUGAGGAAGGAAAAGAAGUGCUGCAGCUGUUGAAGAGAGCAUUCGAUGAGUACCUCAUUUUCACUAUAGGGCCGGACAACGAGGUGAUCUGGCACAACAUUCACCACAAGACCUCAAAGUCAGGAGGACCACAGUGUUUUGGGUAUCCUGACCCUGACUAUCUCAGCAGAGUCCGGGAGGAGCUGAAGGUCAAUGGUAUCGAGUGAAGACGUGAUACAAAGUGGCUGAGGAGGGUUGUGUUCACAAGUCGAACUUUACAUACAGAAAUACAUUUUAUGAAUGAUGUGCUACACACUAUUACUAAGCAUUUUUACCUAU
Scomber japonicus (chub mackerel) is the source of this 741-nucleotide messenger RNA. Its product is annotated as E3 ubiquitin-protein ligase DTX3L-like. NCBI's taxonomy places the organism in Eukaryota, Metazoa, Chordata, Actinopteri, Scombriformes, Scombridae. The transcript is spliced from 3 exons. Gene Ontology annotation, biological process: protein ubiquitination; Notch signaling pathway. The record is from RefSeq and is a predicted model, not a curated record. Gene Ontology annotation, molecular function: metal ion binding. The coding region runs from base 15 to 629 and encodes 204 amino acids.